Gadus chalcogrammus (walleye pollock) is the source of this 3008-nucleotide messenger RNA. Its product is annotated as phosphatidylinositol 4-kinase type 2-beta-like. The transcript has 5 exons. The coding region runs from base 1 to 693 and encodes 230 amino acids. Gene Ontology annotation, cellular component: lysosomal membrane; endosome; trans-Golgi network. Gene Ontology annotation, biological process: Golgi organization; phosphatidylinositol phosphate biosynthetic process; endosome organization. Gene Ontology annotation, molecular function: 1-phosphatidylinositol 4-kinase activity. The record is from RefSeq and is a predicted model, not a curated record. NCBI's taxonomy places the organism in Eukaryota, Metazoa, Chordata, Actinopteri, Gadiformes, Gadidae.
AUGGGGGGACACAGCGGUGGAAGGGAGACGGAGAGCGGAGCAGGACUCGGUGUGUGCUCAGGCUCCGAGCGGAGGCUCCGAGCGGAGGCUUCGGCUGCCAAGGCCCGAGCGCUCCAAAGGAAUGAGGGGAAGGAGAGGUUAGCCUGGGCCAAGCCCUGCCUGGCCGGCUGCACCCGUGGCUGCUGGGAAGAGGGCCUGGAGCCAGGACCCAGGAGUGGGCAGGAAACCGAGUGGUCCGAGACCAGCUCAGAUUCCUGCGUCAAGAUCGCGGCCAUAGACAACGGCCUUGCCUUUCCCUUUAAACACCCUGAUGAAUGGAGGGCCUACCCCUUCCACUGGGCCUGGCUGCCCGCCGCCAAGGUGGCCUUCUCCCAGGAGACCAGGGACCUGGUGCUGCCCCGCCUCUCAGACAUGAACUUUGUACAGGAUCUCUGUGAGGACCUCUAUGAGAUGUUCAAGACGGACAAAGGCUUCGACAAGACCAUGUUUGAAAGACAGAUGUCGGUCAUGAGGGGGCAGGUGCUGAACCUGAGCCAGGCGCUGAAGGACGGCCGCAGCCCCAUCCAGCUGGUCCAGAUGCCUCGUGUGGUGGUGGAGCGAAGCCGCUCCGGGGGCCACGGCCGCGUGGUCACCCUCGGCAACGCCUUCACUCAGACCUUCCACUGCAAGAGGCCCUUCUUCACCUCCUGGUAGACAGUGUGAGGAAGAGGAAGAGGAGGAGGAGAGGCCCUUCUUCACCUCCUGGUAGACAGUGUGAGGAAGAGGAGGAGGAGGAGGAGAGGCCCUUCUUCACCUCCUGGUAGACAGUGUGAGCAAGAGGAGGAGGAGAGGCCCUUCUUCACCUCCUGGUAGACAGUGUGAGGAAGAGGAGGAGGAGGAGGAGGAGAGGCCCUUCUUCACCUCCUGGUAGACAGUGUGAGGAAGAGGAGGAGGAGGAGAGGCCCUUCUUCACCUCCUGGUAGACGGUGUGAGGGAGAGGAGGAGGAGGAGGAGGAGGAGGAGAGGCCCUUCUUCACCUCCUGGUAGACAGUGUGAGGAAGAGGAGGAGGAGAGGCCCUUCUUCAACUCCUGGUAGACAGUGUGAGGAAGAGGAGGAGGAGGAGGAGAGGCCCUUCUUCACCUCCUGGUAGACAGUGAGGGGGGGGGGGGGGAAGAGGCCCUUCUUCACCUCCUGGUAGACAGUGUGAGGAAGAGGAGGAGGAGGAGAGGCCCUUCUUCACCUCCUGGUAGACAGUGGGGGGGGAGGAGGAGAGGCCCUUCUUCACCUCCUGGUAGACAGUGUGAGGAAGAGGAGGAGGAGGAGGAGAAGAGAUCCUUCUUCACCUCCUGGUAGACAGUGGUGGGGGGGGAGGAGGAGGAGAGGUGAUAAGGAGAGGCGGUCCAUCUGUCGGUUUACCUCUCGAGACUCCUCCCCUCUUCUUCUGAGCCUUCUCGUUUGGAAUGCGGCCUGGGGAGGGUUUAGGGUGUGAAUUGGAACGGCCCCCGGCUGGUGAUUGGCUGUUUGUCACAAGAACGCCCGGUCAUAAAACUCCUUUUGAAUGUCGGGACUAUGAAGAAUGUUUUUGUUCUUAGUGCCGACAUUCCUGUUGAUGACUCUUCGAAAGUAAGAACAUUCUCGGUAUUUGAAUGAUGGAUACUGACGCCUUGGGUUGGUUCGUUAGGGUGGUCAAUUAAGGGACGACUAUUGAAUAUUAUGGGCCUUGACCUUUUAUAACGAGUGGUCAAGGUGGAGGGGUCGAGACUCUUGAGAGAGCUUGAGAUAUUGGCAUUCCAAAUUCCUUUGUGGGCCUCGAGGUUCUGUGAGAUUUUCACGGGCAAUUCGUUUAGAGGAAACCUUGGGUUUUACACGCGUUGCUUGAAGAGUUUUUGAAGGAACUCUCUACGUCCUGUAGCUCAGCUUCGAGCUACAGGCGACCCCAAACGCGCACCGUAGUGUCACGCUGUUAUUUCCGAGUUUGAAGGUACCACUGUAUUUUCUAUGACACACCUGCUGGUACUGAUACGUUUUUAGUAUUUUAUGCAAAGUUUUCCAGAGUUUACAGACGAACCCUGACCCGAACCACCACCAACUUGAUGAAGGCUCAACCUGUUCACUCCCUCGAUAGACUCUUCUUUGCCUUGUGUCGAUCACCCCCUACCCCCAUGGACACGUGCACACUCACCCCGGACACGUGCACACUUUUCUAUUUAUAUUGGUAUUAUAUUGGUUUGGUGCAUAAGUAAGCAAAACACAAAAAAAAUAACUAAUUUAUGACAACCUUUUAGUCCAGUUUCGGCCUCAUCUGUCCAACAACCACAACCACAUCCCAAUUCCCCCUUGCUUCACUGUUGCCAAAAUAUCCCAAAAAGGAUCAUUGAAAGUUUUCCAGAAUAGGAUAUCAAAACUUGAAAACCUGAUUUCUUUGGAUUUGAUUUGUGGUGAGGAGGAGGAGUUAAGGAGUUCCACGUUGCUUGAAUGUAACCCGUUUACUGUUUCUAUCGUUUUUUUAUUGUUGCUCCUGGACAUUUCAGAUGGAGGAAGUUCUGUGGGAACAGGAUUUCUCUCUUAACAAUGAAUGUAUUUAAACGCCGGCCAGAAGCUAGUUCUCGACGCUGGCAUGAAGGAAGACCACUUCUCAUCUCUUAGUGUGUUUGAGGUGGAAAGCGGACAGACACUUGUGCUCAAUGCUUUUUUUUUUUCUUUUUUUUUUCUUACGUAUGCAUCUUGAACUUUUUAUUCUAAGUGGAAUGGUUGUAUGAUAAAUGUAUAUUUAAGAAAUGAAAAUAAAAUUUGGGACACAUGGAUUAUUUAUUUUGUAUGGAUAGACUGCUGGGCAGGGGUCACAAACCCAAGGCUCGGGAGCCCAUCGAGGCUCGUCCAGCGCUGGGCAGCGGCUCCAAGUAGCUUCAAGAGAUCAAGGUGAUACUGUGACACUUAAAUAGCAAAAUAAAGUGUUUUAAUAUUAGGUCAACUAAAAUAAACGUCACAUCCUACACCCACACAUUUCAUUAAUGCAACAAACGAUCCG